GCGUGGAAGCGGCGUUGGUUCGUGCUGCGCAGCGGCAGGCUGAGUGGAGAACCAGAUGUCCUGCAGUACUACAAGAACCAGCAGAGCCGCCGGCCAAUCAGAACCAUCAACCUGCACCUGUGUGAACAGGUAGACGCCGGGCUGACGUUCACCAAGAAGGAGCUGCAGAGCAGCUUCGUGUUCGACCUGCGGACGGAGGAGAGGGUCUGGUACCUGGUGUCCGAGUCCGAGGAGGACAUGAACCGCUGGGUGUCCUGCAUCUGCCUGCUGUGUGGGUUCAACCCCACUGAAGAGGUCCCAGAAAGACCCUCCGCCUCUGGCUCCGCCUCCAUCGCUGCCAUGACUCCGCCCCUCCGCAACGUCACCGGUGUAACCUCGGUAACGCGUUUAGUCCCGCCCCCCUACGACCCGGUGAGUGUGAGGAACCUGCAGCACGACGGAAACAAAGAAGAAGAAUAUCAGUGGUUAUCACAGUGUCACACCAGGCCUCCUCUGGGUUCCUCCACGUCUCUCGAACCCGACGACUUCCCUCCCCCUUCCUCCUCCUCAUCCUCUUCCUCCUCUCCCUCCCUGCUUGCUAACGGCCUCCCCCCUUCCUCCUCCUCUCCCUCUCCCUCUUCCUCUUCCUCCCCCUUCGUGACCUCUGAGCUCCAGAGACGAAAGCUUCGCUGUCACCCGUCUCCUCACCCGCGGAAACACUCUCUGGAUCUCCUCCUGCGACCCGUGGAUAUUCUCCCCCUCUGUGACUCCCUCUUUCUCCCCCAAACUCUCUCCUAUAGUGGGUAUCAGAUCCCUCGUCUCCCCUCUUUUUCCUCCCCUAACGUUGACUCUUUGACCCCGACUCCCCCUCCACGACCCCCAAAACCUCAGAGCGCCGCGGCCCAGGAAGAGAGCUCAUCUUGGGGGAGAGGGAGAGCAACACUACCCCGAGAGAGGGAGAGGAGGGAGGAAGGAGGAGAGGAGGAAGGGAGGGAGGGAGGAGGAGAGGAGACGAGGAGCAACACCAUCACUGAUCACACAGACCUGAUCUCUGGGUCUCUGUCGGACAGAGCGAGCAUGUUCGAGUUCAGCGAGAGCUUCAACAGCUACUUCAUGAAUAAAGGCCUGGUGCCUCUGGGCUCUGAAGACGAGGAUGUGGAUGAGAAUUAUGUUCCUAUGAGCGCCGCCCCCACUGAGCCUCCUGUAGCACCGAGGGCGCCUCCCCCUCCUUGCUCCGACUCCCCCCCCCUCCAGGACACUAACUACGUCCCGAUGACCCCCCUCCCCCCGUCCCUCCCUCUUUCUCCCCCUCCAGCCUCAGGUGAGCUGGCGUCUCUGGGCCGACAGGUGCCCCCCCCGGCUCACCUGGGCUUCAGAAACUCCCCCCUCUCCCCCCUCAUUCCCCCCCUCCGGAGGAACACCACAGCGGGAGGAGAGGCCGCGCCCCCCCCAAUCCACCGCAACCUGAAACCACAGCGCAGAGGAGUGAGUCAGUCUGCAGAGAGGACGGACAGCCAGUGUGCUGCAGAGCCCCGACACAGAACCAGAGUGAAGCCGGCUCCUCUGGACCUCCCUCUGCAGCAGGACUGGCAGGAAGUCCCGCCCCCCGUCCGCUCACCUGUCACUCGAACCUUCACACGAGAUCCCUCCACUCUCCCUCCACUCAGACCCCCCUCGGCUCACAGCUCCUCCCCCCCCUCCUCCGACUCUGACGAGCCCGACGAAAACUACGUCGCCAUGUCGACGACCUCCAGCCUCAGCUCCAGCACCGGAGAGACGACUCUGAGGCUGAUGCUGCACCGCUCCUCUGAGGUGGGGGUGAGCAGCAGUUCGGUUCUACGGAGAGCCGGAGGAGACAAACAGGUGGAAUAUCUCGACCUGGACCUGAACACCGGCAGAGCCUGCGCAGCCCGGCAGAAACGCUGCACGGCUGAAGGAGGAAGCGAUGAGUCUGUAUCCGGUGAGGAGCGUGCACGAGGCGGGCGUGCACGUGUGGACUACGUGGUAGUGGACCCCAAAAGGACGAAGGCCCUGAGGAGCACCAGAGAAGCAUGGCAUGAUGGGAGGAUGUCCACGGAGAAGGAGAAAUGUUAGAGAGGCACACACACACACACACACACACACACACACACACACACACACACACACACACACAUACAUACACAUACACAUACACAUACACAUACACAUACACACACACACACACACACUAGUAUUUUAACUCAAAAUUAAUAUAAUCAGAAUCAGAAUACCUUUAUUAGUCCCAGAGAGGGGAAAUGCACCAAAUACAAAAAUCCUGUUCUGCUCUGCGCUAUAGAGAGACUCUACAUUUUGGAUAAUGGAGGUCAAAUAACGUUUUUCUAUACAUGUUCCUACAUUAAUAUAUAUUUACUAGGGCUGUCAAGUUAACGCGUUAAUAACAGCACACUCAGCACGGAUAGUGCGCAACAUGAUUGCAGCGUCCAGGCAGCUCCCGUUCGAGCAUAUGCCUUGAGUUGCACAUAGCUCCAAUGAUC
Messenger RNA from Gymnodraco acuticeps, 2495 nucleotides. Its product is annotated as GRB2-associated-binding protein 1-like. Lineage: Eukaryota; Metazoa; Chordata; Actinopteri; Perciformes; Bathydraconidae. The record is from RefSeq and is a predicted model, not a curated record.